AUGGCUGCUUACUGUAAAACAUAUGAUAUUUCCAAUGAAAUGAGGAAGAAAUACCGCGGCGGUACAGUUUCAAUGACUGUUACUGAAGCAGAUCUUAAUCCAUGGUAUUUCUGCAGGAUUUGCCAGCAUUGCGCACGCGAACCAACUUGCUGCCCAUCCGGCGAUGUUUUCUGCAAGGAAUGCAUUCUAGAUUAUAUAUUAUCUCAUAAAGCUAAAAAGACUUCUGCAGUGACAAUAGAUCCAAACAUGAAAAAUGAAAUUGAUAAAUUCUUAGAUCUUCAAAGAAUUGUUCCAAAGUCAAAUCCUGAAGCCAAAAUUGAGAAGAAGCCGGAAGUCAAACCAAGCCACAAGAAAAAAUCUGAAAAGAAAGUGAAAGUUUUAUGUCCUCAAUGCAACAAAAAAAUUAAAUAUCAGAAACUGCUUGACUUGACAGUAGUCUUUGAUGGUGACAUUCCUAUUUGCAAAGCAUGUGGCAGACAAAUCGUAGGUGAAACAAGAGCGAUGAGAUUAGAUUGCUCUGAUGUUAUUUGCAAUAAAUGCCUAUCUGGAAUAGCUAAACAGACGAAACAAUGCCCUGUUUGCCAUAAAGAUAUCAAUAUUGAUAACACAAUAUUACUUAAUAAAACUGUUAUCAAUUUAAAGCAAGCAGAUGGUAAAAUAGUAAUAUCACAUCAAGAUCUAAUCGAUUCAUUUGGAUGA
Molecule: messenger RNA, 699 nt
Organism: Trichomonas vaginalis G3
Lineage: Eukaryota; Parabasalia; Trichomonadida; Trichomonadidae
Product: ENOS interacting protein family
Exons: 1
Coding region: 1-699 (232 amino acids)
Cellular component (GO): nucleus
Molecular function (GO): ubiquitin protein ligase activity
Source: RefSeq, a predicted model, not a curated record